This is a messenger RNA of Haliotis rufescens (red abalone), 3566 nucleotides long. RefSeq names its product ribonucleoprotein PTB-binding 1-like. Bases 60 to 2519 code for a protein of 819 amino acids. The record is from RefSeq and is a predicted model, not a curated record. The transcript is spliced from 14 exons. NCBI's taxonomy places the organism in Eukaryota, Metazoa, Mollusca, Gastropoda, Lepetellida, Haliotidae. Gene Ontology annotation, cellular component: cytosol. Gene Ontology annotation, molecular function: mRNA binding.
UUGAAUAAUUUACUUCCGGAAAAAACCGCACGCAUGCCGGGAACUUCCGCACGUUCAAAAUGGCUGCCACCUUGGGAGAAAGCAAUGCGUCCCAAGAUAAUGGUGGUUCUGCUCAGAUGUGCAAUACAAAUAUCCCUCAGACAGGCGGGGUAAUGUCUUGCACAACGGCUGAUGAACCAGAUGCAGCUGUUCAACAACCAGAACAUAAUGACAACUUACGAGGUCUUUUCAAAUAUGCUCAAACGGAAUUCAACAAGGAAAGAAAGAUCUUGAUUAAGAACGUGCCGACUGAGACAAGUACACAGGAUAUAGAGGAGUUUUUGAAAGACUUUGAAGUUAAAGAAACUAUUUACUGUUGCCAGUCUCAGCAGGCUGAGGUGGUAUUACAGCAUGGGGAGGAAGCUGAGGCAGUGGUUGGUGCACUGGACAACGGUGAGCUGCUGGGGGUGGAGGUGUCAGUGUGUCUCUGCCCCAGUGACAGGCUGCUGGGGGUAGCACACCUCCCACAGGAUUACACUGAUGAGCAGUUCACACAUCUAGUCUCAACUCAUGGGAAAAUACUCAAGGCUUUCUUGAUGAGAAGUCAACUGUCAGGUAAUAGCAAGUCAUAUGGCUUUGUUGAGUAUGAAGAGAGUGCAGAGCGAACCCGAGAUAUCAUGGCUGAGUUGGACUGGUGUGAAGUGGCAGGAAGAAAGUUACAUGUGGAUCUGAUGGAGGAGAAUCUGCAAACAUGGAGCAAGCUACAGUCCCGGUGUCUCCUCAUUGACAACUUGCCAUGGGACUUUGUGGAUGUCUCAAAAAUGCGUGAAAUAUUCAGCUGUGUCACUAGCCCUGUCUACUGUCAGAUAGCUGUGAAAGAGGGGAAAUCACUUGGCUUUGGAAUCAUUGAAUUCCGUGAAGAAGGUGAAGCUGAGGCUACCUGGAUUAAACUACAAGGUCAUGUACUCAAGGAUGCCCCUAUUUCACUGUCCUUCUGUCUUCCCGGGCGUCCAGCUGUUGUCAUUUACAACAGAAUCAUGUGGAAGAUGGACAAGAAGUUUGAGCCCAGCAGCAAGAGCAGCCUACUACCAGACCCCCUGUUUGUGAGUCCUGCCUUGCUGAGCAGCCCGCUAGUGAAGGGACUUACCAACCAGUUCCCACAGUUGAUCCCAACCUUUAUGAAGUCUCUUCAUCAGCUUCACCAGACAUACAUCAACUCUGUGAUGUCCCGCAAUACCAAGCCAGGAUUGCUUGGCCCUGCUCCAUACCCACCGAUGAGCCCAAUCAUGAACCCCAAUAUGCAGCUGGGACUCAUCAUCCUCAUAGCCCUUCGUAUGCAGGCACAACAGCCACAUCAGUUCACAGGUCCCCUGGCAAGACAGCUGAAUCUGCUUGGUCAACAAACUGAUUCUCAGAACAAUUCUGUAGGCAGCAAGCCAUCACUUCUCGGAGACCCAAUGACUGCACGUGCUAACAUGUUGUUGCAGAGUUUGUGGGUUCAGCUGAGACCCCCGCUUGCCUCCACCACUCAAGAUCAAACCAUGCCUAAACCUCUCAUGUCCAUUCAGACAGACAUGACGUCAACUUCAGAUCCCAAAGAUGUCCAGUUUUUCCAAAAACAUUUACAGAAUGUCAAAAAUCUUAACCUGAAUCUGCUGAUGAGCCUUGGUCAAGUGAUGUUUUCAAUGAACAGUAAACAGAGUGAAGGAGCUGAUCAGCCAGCACUAACAGCUCCUGGAGCAUCUCAGCCUUCCAAUAAGGGGAAGGAAGGAUUGUUACCAAACCCAAACCCAGUGGCCAGUUCCAGUGGGAGAAACGGUCCCAUGGGAAAGUCAUUAUUGGGUAAUGGAGCUGAUGGCAACAGCUUCACACAAACUCUGCCUAGUGCACUUGCCUCAGGAUUGCUGAAGACUAGUAGCCAUGAAGCUGGGGCCAAGGCCUCACUGCUUGGGGAACCGCCUUCUCGUGUACAAGGGAUUGGUUUGAAAGAUUAUGGUAACAUGCUGGGAACGCGCCUCUCAAAGUCUGUCUUCAGUCAGCCGAAGGGUUUUGGUGGGGAUGCAGGUUUCUGGAGUGGAAAUGGUGUCAACUUUGAUGACUCAGGAUAUGUGGAGCCUACUGAAUAUGGCCAACAGAAGCAGUACUCAGAACACUACCUACAUCAGCCCCUGUCUGCCGGCUAUCAGAGCAACGGCAGUAAUGCCAGCAAUGGGUCCAGCCUCGUGAAUGCCUUCGCCAACUACCAGGCUGCUACUGGCGCACAGAGCAGUGACCCCACAUCCAUGAGUUACACGGGUGGCGGCGGCCUGCUCCCCACACCAGCAGGAACAUCCUCCGCAUACAGCCCCCCUGCUCCUCUUGUUCACCAUAUCAAAGUGCCAAGCACACCAAUUGGUCAAAAACGAAGCUAUAGUUCUCUCUUACCAAAACCAGAACCCAGCCCUGAAGGCGAGUAUAUCAUAGGCCAACAUUCGCAAGGCAUCGGGGGACAUUAUGCUGACUCCUAUCGCAAACGCCAGAAAUUGGAUCAGCGCUACUGAGUCCAAGCACAUUUGAUGACAGGCACACUAGGAACAUGUACAAGUGAAUUGAGGAGGACUGUCACUUCUCCUUGGCCUCCCUGACCUGAGUAGGAUGCUGGGAGACACAUAUGAAGCAAAAUGUCUUGAAUAUGGUCAAUCAUGGCAGCAGUAUUCACGAUAAUCUGUAGUGUCUGUGUUAAUGGCCAUCAAUUUGACUGCAUGAAAUCUAAAUGUAUUGUGUCAUAUUACAAAUGCUUAAAUGUAUGACAACUUGGCUAAAAAACUGAACACCAAAUAAUUUCCAUUAUUGCCAAACAGAUUUGAUAGGUUAAUAUGGACCCAGCAUCAGAUUUUAUCACACGACAUGUACUUUAUGUGCAGGAAUAAAUAAUACUAAUGUUUGUAUUUAAUUGAAAACUAAACCUGUAGAGGAUAUUUUCUGAACCGUAAAUGGAGUGCCAUAGAGUAAUUACAGUGCAGUUCUGUAAGGUGACCACAUAGUCGGAGGAAUUGCAACUGUGUGGAGUUGUGUCCCUUAGCAGGUUGGUGUUUCCUCCCACAUUAAGCUGGUCUGCUAUGAUGUAACUGGAAUACUGUCUUGAUGCUCCCUUCAACUCACUCACUCACUCACUCGCAAUUAGGAGGCCAAUUGUUUCCUUGUGUGACUUAUCAGUAUAAGUUGGUACAUCCAAAUACCAGUCUGUGUUAGUUUUUGUUCAAGUUCACAUGCUUGUGGGAUGAUGUAAUAUGCAUUUCAAGGAAAUAAAUUAACUCUCAUUGACCAAGCCAAUCACCUUGCCCUUUGAGUAUUGAAUCAUAAUUUGGGGCAAUGGCUUAUAAAUAAUGUUCCAUUAAAAGUUUUCCUGAUUAAGUUUAUGGCCAUUAUUCUGAAUAUGAUGUGUUGCAUUGCUGCAUGUGUCUCAUACCUCCACUGAUACGAGGGGAGUUCAAUAAGUUUUGCAACUUCAGUAUAAGACCAAGUCGCAGAAUAUCUUUAGCACUUUCAUGUUUCAAUAUAAUCUCCAUUCACCUCGAAACAGUUAAAUCACCCAGUUAAAUCACCCA